UCUCUCCCCCGCCCCAACCCCUUCUUUUCUCGCCGGCAAGAAGUCUUGAAAAGGGUCGGACGAGAGGCGACCAAAUAUGUUUAGUUAUAUAUAUAUUAGAGUCCUCGAUUUUUUUUAAGAAAAAAAAAAAACCCUCUCCUCUUUCUUGCUCUCUGCUCUCCUCUCUUCGCGUUUCUUUUCCUUGCGGAAAAGGAAUCUAAAAUCUCCUCUCCUUCGUAUUUUUUUUUUUCUUUUUUCUUUCUUGUUUGAUUCCGUCCUGUUCUCCUUUUUUGUUCUCUCUUUGGAGUUGUCCUUUUUCGCGAAGAAUUCGCUUCCGAUCUAGCGAAAAGAGGCGCUUUGAAGCCAAGAUCGGUAAAAGGGGGUCCUUUUUGAGGGUAAUGGUUGUUGGUAUCUAGGGUUUCGUUUCACUUUGCGGUUGUUUUUGGUCUUGUUACAUCGUUCAAUCGAAGUGCUUGCAGUGGAUGAUCGAUCGGUUCUUGGUGUGAAAUUGGACGCUGGUGGAGGAACGAUGAAUCAAGUCGGCGAUGGCGGCGGCGAGUCCGGUGCCGCGUCGGAUUCCAACUCCGGCCUGAAUCAUUGUGUGGAUUUGGGCCAAGGGCAUGCAUCUUUAUAUCCAUCUACUUCGGGGCAGCAGUCUUGGCCUUCAUCAACAGGACCAACUGUUUCAUGGAACUUUUAUAGGUCGAGUAGUGGUUUAACUGAAAGUGGAACCUCUUCAAGUUCUGGCUACCACUAUGGUCAAGGGGAAAUGGCUGUUUCAGGAAAUGCUCAAGGUGGAGUAAAUUCUGCAUCUCAUGCAUCUACUUCAAGUAGUGUGGUUGCGACUACUGCAACACAACACUAUGCUGGUUACGCGCAUUACCCAAGUGCUACGACUCCUUAUGGCUAUAGCAAUACACAAUAUCAAAGUUACUAUUAUGGAUAUCAGCAGCCAGACAAUGAUUCUUCCUCUCAGCAAGUGGGUGCAAAUCCAAAUUCAGGUGCUGCUUAUCAGCCUCUUAGCUCAUUUCAGAAUUCUGCAGGGUCUUAUGUCCAUCCUACAAGUUAUUUAGGCACUUACUACAAUACUGGUGAUCAUCAGACGACGGCAGGAUAUGAAAACAGCAAUUAUAAUUAUCAGAACAACUGGUGGAAUAAUGGAAAUUGCGGAAGUUACCCCCUUCAUCUAUAUCCCAGCUACACCACCUCAGAUACAAAUUCCACCCAAAGUUCUAGUGCAGUAUCUACAAAUUCUCUUCCUUAUCAGCAGCAAUAUAAUCAGUGGCCUUAUUACUACAGCCAGUCUGCACCUACUGCUAGUUGUGCUCCUGGAACAGAAAAUACAUCUGUUACUAUUGGCUGUUCGGUAGAGGGUGGUAGUGGUGGUUAUCCUUAUCCAAACAAUCAACCACCACCACCUGGCACAACAUCAUGGAGAAAAGAUACUGGCUGUUCUGGGUUGCCUUCUUUGCAGGAGAAGAAGGAUGUUACAGCACAUCAUUCAAGUGGUAGUGGUGGAGUAGGAGCUCCAACAUUCCAAAAUCACCAUAUCAACCAAAUGCCCUCGUAUUUCCAAAAUUCUACAGAUUUAACUCCUCUUCCCCAUGAGAAUCGUGAAGAUCAACAAAAACUUCUGUAUUCUCAAUCUCCAAGAUUGUCGCUUUCUUCAACCAGUCAGGUCCCUGAAAAUUCCCUAUCACUCUCCCAAGCAAUCCCUGUACCGGAGACACGUCGGUUAAACAAAUUGCAGAUUCCAACAAAUCCUAGAAUUGCUUCAAAUUUGGGCAUGCCGAAAACUGAUAAGGAAAGCUCAACAACUAAUGGAGCAUUGAAACCAGCCUAUGUGAGUGUGUCAGUACCAAAGCCUAACACUAAAUCAUCCUUGCAAGAUGAUGCUGAAGCUAUUAUCAAGGGAACCUUCCCUCCAUCACUUCGUGCUUAUGUGGAGAGGACUUUUGGUCGUUGCAAGGAUGAUGCACAAAGGUCUGCUAAUCAGAAAAUAAUGAAGGAGAUAAUUACCAAAGCAUCUGCUGAUGGCACGCUAUUUACAAGAAAUUGGGAUAUUGAACCACUUUUCCCCUUGCCAAAUGCCUCAUUAGAUAUGGUUGAGCAGAACAAUCUGCAGAGCUCGGUUCCCGUCUCUUCCUCGCGUAGGCGCACAAAAAGUCGAUGGGAGCCUGUUGCUGAAGAAAAUUUGGUGGAUAAACAGCCAUCACUCACAAGUGAUUCAGUAAAAGUUGCUAGCUGGGAUCAUGUUGAAGGAACCGGAAGAGCGGCUGAUAGCAAAAAAUAUGAAAGUAAAGAAGGUGGUUGCAAUGGAGUCAGAUUAUUUUCAUCUCCGCAGCAAACACCAUUAAGUAAAUUUGGUCAGAGGCCAGUGAAGAAGCCCCGGCUUGGUGACUUCCCAAAUGCAACUGAAAAUGGUGAUGGUUCUAGUGAUAGUGAUAAGGAGCAGGACUUGACCAAAUAUUAUGCCAGUGCAAUUGCACUAGCAAAUUCUCCUGAGGAAAAGAGAAGGCGUGAGCAUCGUUCCAAGCGCUUUGAGAAAAUACAAGGAAACCAAGCAGAAACUAAAUGCUAUGGACCAAACAUUGCUGGAGCUGGAAGUAUCUACACAAGAAAAGCAAGUGCUAUGAUGCUUGCUAAAAAUUAUGAAGAUGGUUAUAGCAGAGCUGUGGAAGAUAUUGAUUGGGAUGCUCUCACUGUCAAGGGAACCUGCCAGGAAAUUGAGAAACGCUAUCUGCGUCUUACAUCUGCACCUGAUCCUGCCACUGUAAGAACAGAAGAAGUUUUGGAGAAAGCUCUGCAAAUGGUUCAGACUUCUCAGAAGAACUAUUUUUACAAGUGCGAUCAACUUAAAUCAAUUCGUCAAGAUUUAACAGUGCAACGAAUACGAAAUGUGCUAACUGUGAAGGUGUAUGAGACUCAUGCACGACUAGCGCUUGAAGCAGGAGACUUGCCGGAGUUUAAUCAGUGCCAAUCACAGUUGAAAAGACUAUAUGCUGAAGGGAUUGAGGGAUGCCACAUGGAGUUUUCUGCAUACAAUUUGCUUUGUGCUAUCUUACACUCCAGUAGUACAAGAGACUUACUGUCAUCAAUGACCAGAUUGUCAAAUGAAGCAAAACAUGAUGAAGCUGUCAAGCAUGCUCUUGCAGUCCGCUCUGCGGUUUCAUCUGGAAAUUAUGUUCAAUUUUUCAGAUUGUAUAAGGCGGCUCCCAACUUAAAUACUUGCCUUAUGGAUCUCUUUGGGGAGAAGAUGCGAUUUGAGGCUGUGAAAUGCAUGUCUAAAUCGUAUCGCCCAACAGUCCCUGUUGCAUAUGUUGCCAGGGUUUUGGGCUUCUCAAUAGCUGUAUCAUCAGAAAAUAGUGAAGAUAAGGGCAAAGAUGGACUGGUAGAAUGUGAAGAAUGGUUAAGAGCACAUGGGGCAAUUCUUACCAUUGACAACAAUGGAGAACUGCAACUGGAUUCGAAGGCUUCCUCCUCCAGCCUUUACAUACCGGAACCAGAGGAUGCUGUUGCACAUGGUGAUGCAAGCCUUGCAGUUGAUGAUUUUCUGACUCGAGCAUUGUGAAGGAGCUUUAUUGUUGCACUCUUUGUACGAUACAGGAGAAAUCCAGGACUGGCUUUGCUCAACUGCAGAAAGUAAUGUUUGUCUCCCACAACGAACCCUUGUUAUAAAAUGGACAAGCAAAAGUUUGUAGGAACGCCUCAAGCAUAAUGCAAGCCUGCUUUUUCAAAUGGCAACAUUGGCUUGAGGUAGUUUAGUUUGGAUCCUCUGGCAAGGUUCCCAAUUUUUUCACCCAAGAGCAAGCCUGUGUUUUUAGCCAAUUUCCCAUAUUGGGCUUGUGUCUUUGUGCACCUAAUAAAACCUCUGCCAGGUAUUGACGUGCAGGGUGGCCUAAGCACAAUACUUAUGUAUCUUGUUAGUUUGAUAUACAUAAAAAUGCCUGACAAGGUUAUUAAAGUCAAAUCUUUAUUAAAU
Molecule: messenger RNA, 3961 nt
Organism: Elaeis guineensis (African oil palm)
Lineage: Eukaryota; Viridiplantae; Streptophyta; Magnoliopsida; Arecales; Arecaceae
Product: SAC3 family protein A
Cellular component (GO): nucleus
Source: RefSeq, a predicted model, not a curated record